Molecule: messenger RNA, 1028 nt
Organism: Drosophila takahashii
Lineage: Eukaryota; Metazoa; Arthropoda; Insecta; Diptera; Drosophilidae
Product: collagen alpha-1(X) chain
Source: RefSeq, a predicted model, not a curated record
AUGAGUUUUCUCGGUCUUGCAGCUGUCUUGGUUUUGGGUCUUUGUUCCUCUGCCCAGGGAUCUUUGGUGAAAUGCUCUUGUGAUCCUGGUCCUGCGGGUGAGCGAGGUCCUCCUGGUCCUCCAGGACCUCCAGGAAACGGCAACGGUCUUGGUGGCAGUGGCAAUGGAUACUGGGGCUACCCAGGUCCUUACCCACCUAACCUUCCCAUUAUUCCGGGUCCCAGAGGUUUGCCAGGCCCACCGGGACCUCCUGGAUACUGCUUCCCCUGUCCGGCGGCUCCACCCUUGCGAUCUUUUCCACCACCUGGAGUUCCUGUUCCACCCUUUAUCUCAGCCCAAGCGGUUCCUGGUGGCGGAUUCGGAGGAGCCUCUGCACUGACCACCGCUGUGGGCAACAUUAUAGUCAUUCCUGGCGGAGCAACUGGAACUGGUUUAACGGGUCGUGCGCAGUUCUUCCACAUUUCACCCGAUGGGCAGGUGAUGCAGAUCGAUCGGCCGCAGAAUUUGCCCAGCGAACUGUUCGAUUCACCGGCCAAUCAGGGGCAAGCUGCUCCCAUUCCACCGCCUCAACCCACAUCGGCAUCUCUGUCGGGGAUUACGCCACCGGCAAUUCAAUUGGCACCCACUCAACCGACUCCCGGAGAACUGGGCACACCGCAGACCACAUUGCUGCCGGAAAAUAUAGAGGAGACUGUAUUCGCAGUGGGCAAUCGCAAGGACUUUCUGCGCGGCAGCUCCGAUGCCAGCGAUUGGAGGAGGAUCCUCCUCUUGGGCGAGAGAUCCCACGAUGGUCUACUGGCUGCCAAGGCUCAAUCCGUCCAGCAGCAGCAUAAUCCCAAUCAGCUGGAGAGCAGCAUGGAGAACUUUCAGAGGGCUCUGGUCGAGCUGAAGGAGAAGUAUGCCACACUCGUCCAACCUCGUAGUGCUAACCAAUAUGCAGUCAUUAUUUGAGAUAUAUAGUCUAUUUAUUCAGAUUGCAGCUAGUUGAAUAUUUAAAUAAAAACCGUACUGAUAAUGUCUAACAAGAA